CGUCCAGCCUGUUACCAGUCUCUUCAGGUCUUCACGACAGUGAGCCUCUGACUGGCAAUGGCUAUGGAGUCUGCAGAGACCCCGAUCAAGGAUGGCAUCCUCUACCAGCAACAUGUCAAGUUUGGCAAGAAGUCCUGGCGGAAAGUUUGGGCUCUGCUGUAUGCAGGAGGCCCAGCAGGUGUGGCACGGUUGGAAAGCUGGGAUGUCCGGGAUGGAGGCCUGGGGCCAGCAGGUGACAGAUCAGCGGGGCCCAGUCGUCGGGGAGAACGGCGGGUUAUCCGCCUAGCAGAUUGUGUGUCUGUGCUGCCAGCUGAUGGUGAGAGUUGCCCUCGGGACACUGGUGCCUUCCUGCUCACCACUACCGAGCGCAGCCACCUGUUGGCUGCACAGCAUCGCCAGUCCUGGAUGGAUCCCAUCUGCCAGCUGGCCUUCCCGGGCACAGGGGAUUGCUCCUUGGGACCAAGGGAGGCUGAGUGUCCCAAGAAGGGCCUCGUCCCCAUGGAGGAAAAUGCCAUCUACUCCUGCUGGCAAGAAGUAAGCGAGUUUCCUGUGAUAGUGCAGAAGACUGAAGCUGCCAGCCGCUGCCAGCUAAAAGGUCCCUACCUCCUUGUGCUUGGCCAGGAUGCCAUCCAUUUGAGAGAGACUUCCAGCCCCCAGGCCCUCUACAGCUGGCCCUACCACUUCCUACGAAAGUUUGGCUCUGACAAGGGCGUGUUCUCCUUUGAGGCUGGCCGCCGCUGUGACUCCGGUGAAGGCCUCUUUGCCUUCAGCAGCUCACGUGCCCCUGACAUAUGUGGUACAGUGGCUGCUGCCAUUGCUCGCCAACGGGAACGGCUGCCUGAGCUAGCAGCUCCAAGACCUUGCCCCCUGCCUCGAGCCACUUCCAUGCCUUCACUGGAACCCCCUGGAGAGCUUCGGGAGGGGCGUCCAGGACCCAAGGUUCCCACCUCCCGGAGCACUUAUGUGACUGAGCCUGGGCCCCAGAGCCUUCCCCUCCUGCUGGACCCCACACCGGAAGAGCCAGCAUCUGUGGUCUAUGCCUCAGUGCGCAAGUGGGCCAGUGGGCCCCCAGCCACCGCAGAACACCUCUAUGAGAACCUGUGCAUGCUGGAGUCCAGCUCAGGGCUACCCAAUGGGGGCUCCAAGCCCCAAGAAGGCUCUUCUGGUGGCUGCAGCCCAUUGGUCAGCCCCAUCUACCACAGCAGUGAGGACCUGAGCUGGCCUGUCCCAGCUCAGGACAGCAAUCUGGAGGCCCAAUACAGGCGGCUGCUAGAACUGGAGCUGGAUGAGGCUGGCAGCACUAGCCGCUCAGGCCCACAGGCAGGCUUCAAGGCCAAGCUUGUUACACUUCUGAGUCGUGAGCGGAGGAAGGCUCCUGCACCCUGUGACCGGCCUUGAAGGCCUAUGCAGUAGCAGCAGGGACAGAGGUACUUUCCCUACAAUAGGGGAUAGGCAUCCACAAACACACCCCAGUUCUCUCUGGCCUGCAGGGACAAAGCAAACAGCUUGGGAAGGACUCACCCUGCCCUGCCCACCCUCCAAUGUACAGUGUACAGAUUUGCCAAUAAUAAAG
Octodon degus (degu) is the source of this 1573-nucleotide messenger RNA. It is a transcript of the gene Dok3, whose product is annotated as docking protein 3. The transcript is spliced from 5 exons. The record is from RefSeq and is a predicted model, not a curated record. Gene Ontology annotation, biological process: positive regulation of MAPK cascade; cell surface receptor protein tyrosine kinase signaling pathway. Bases 58 to 1398 code for a protein of 446 amino acids. Lineage: Eukaryota; Metazoa; Chordata; Mammalia; Rodentia; Octodontidae. Gene Ontology annotation, cellular component: cytoplasm.